Molecule: messenger RNA, 4363 nt
Organism: Harpegnathos saltator (Jerdon's jumping ant)
Lineage: Eukaryota; Metazoa; Arthropoda; Insecta; Hymenoptera; Formicidae
Gene: SdhA
Product: succinate dehydrogenase, subunit A (flavoprotein)
Exons: 9
Coding region: 182-2173 (663 amino acids)
Biological process (GO): mitochondrial electron transport, succinate to ubiquinone; tricarboxylic acid cycle
Cellular component (GO): respiratory chain complex II (succinate dehydrogenase)
Molecular function (GO): succinate dehydrogenase (quinone) activity; flavin adenine dinucleotide binding; electron transfer activity
Source: RefSeq, a predicted model, not a curated record
GCGCGCGUCAGUCAGCGCCGAGACGCCGAGUCAGGAGUACGUUGUUGCUGUUGUUGGGGGUUAGUCGCGCAGUGCGUGUGAGUGUGUUUGUGCGACUGGUCACAGGGCGUACUUGAAGAGGGUCGAUCUCGCGGGACGUGCUGCGACAGAGGAACAAGGACGUGGAGCAGCGCGAUUGAAGAUGAGCGGCAUGCUGAAGCUGUCGGCAUCGUUGCUGCCGAGGAGCCUACCCGGAGCGACGAUUUUGAACAAGUUGGGACUGCCGCUCCUCAGCAAUCGUAAGCUACAUCACACGCCGGACGGCCGAGCGGCGAAGAUCUCCGAUGCGAUCUCUAAGCAGUACCCGUUCGUGGACCACACAUACGAUGCGGUGGUGGUGGGAGCCGGUGGCGCCGGUCUUCGAGCAGCGUACGGCCUCGUUGCUGAAGGAUUCAAGACCGCGGUGGUCACCAAACUGUUCCCGACGAGGUCGCACACAGUCGCCGCCCAAGGCGGCAUCAACGCCGCUCUGGGCAACAUGGAGGACGACAACUGGCAGUGGCACAUGUACGACACCGUCAAGGGCUCGGACUGGCUAGGCGACCAGGACGCUAUUCACUACAUGACCCGCGAGGCACCCAAAGCUGUCAUCGAGCUGGAGAACUGCGGCAUGCCGUUCAGCCGAACCAACGACGGCAAGAUCUAUCAGCGUGCUUUCGGCGGUCAGUCGUUGAAGUUCGGCAAAGGCGGCCAAGCUCACAGAUGUUGCUGCGUGGCCGACAGAACCGGCCACUCUCUGCUGCACACGCUCUACGGCCAGUCCCUGAGCUACGACUGCAACUAUUUCGUCGAGUACUUCGGCCUGGACCUGCUGAUGGAAGACGGGGAGUGCCGAGGAGUGAUCGCGCUCUGUCUGGAGGACGGGACGCUCCAUCGUUUCCACGCCAAGAACACAGUGCUCGCUACUGGCGGCUAUGGACGCGCCUACUUCUCCUGCACGUCCGCACACACCUGCACCGGAGACGGCACCGCCAUGAUCUCCAGAGCCAAUCUACCCAAUCAGGACUUGGAGUUUGUGCAGUUUCACCCCACAGGUAUCUACGGCGCCGGAUGUCUGAUCACGGAAGGAAGCCGCGGCGAAGGUGGCUACCUGAUAAACAGCGAAGGCGAGAGGUUCAUGGAGCGUUACGCGCCGGUGGCGAAGGAUUUAGCAUCGCGAGACGUGGUAUCGCGGUCUAUGACUAUGGAGAUUAGGGAGGGCAGAGGCGUUGGACCGGAGAAGGAUCACAUCUACUUGCAGCUACACCACCUGCCGCCUGAGCAACUGGCCGCCCGGCUGCCAGGAAUCUCAGAGACAGCGAUGAUCUUUGCGGGUGUCGACGUGACCCGGGAGCCCAUUCCCGUUUUGCCCACCGUCCAUUACAAUAUGGGUGGCGUACCGACGAACUACAAAGGUCAAGUAUUGACCAAGCAAAAUAAUCAGGACAAAGUAGUGCCCGGAUUGUACGCGUGCGGUGAAGCAGCCUGCGCGUCCGUUCACGGCGCUAAUCGACUGGGCGCCAACUCUUUGUUGGAUUUGGUCGUCUUUGGACGCGCUUGCGCUAAAACUAUUGCCCAAGAGAACAAGCCCGGCGAGGCAAUCGGACCUCUGAGCUCUAACGCUGGCGAGGAAACGGUAGCUAAUUUAGAUUGGGCGAGAAAUGCUAAAGGCUCUAUAUCUACCGCGGAGCUGCGGCUGACCAUGCAGAAAACUAUGCAGACGCACGCAGCAGUCUUCAGAAUGGCCGAGACUCUACAAGAAGGUUGUCGAAAAAUGACCGAUCUCUACAAGAAGCUCGACGAACUGAAGGUUGCAGACAGGUCUCUGAUAUGGAACUCUGAUCUGAUAGAGACGCUGGAACUGCAAAAUCUCAUGAUCAACGCGAUGCAAACGAUCGUCGGGGCAGAGCAGAGGAAAGAAAGCCGCGGCGCUCACGCCCGUGAAGAUUUCAAGCAAAGAAUUGACGAGUACGACUAUAGCAAACCGCUCGAGAACCAGCAGCCGAUACCGCUUGAUCAACAUUGGAGGAAACAUACGUUGUCGAAGAUCAAUCCAAGGACAGGAGAGGUAUCUCUCGACUACAGACCAGUAAUCGACGUUACGCUCGACCAGCAGGAAUGCGCAACGGUUCCGCCAGCGAUUCGUUCCUACUAGAUUAAUUCCAAAUGGACAAUCGAUCGAUCCAUCAUCCUAGGAUUCUCAUUUUGCCGGCAAAUUUCGGUCGCGCGACCGUCCCGCGAUCGUAAGCCUAAUGAUCACCGAUGUAUUGCAACGGAAUCAUCGUCGUCGUCGUCGUCAAUCGACAAUGACGACGAUCUUCGUACUGCUGUUACUUACUGCUACGUAACAAAACUUAAUUUAUUUUACAUACAUAUACACACACAUACAUACGCAUAUACAAAACAAAAAAACACGUACACACACACACACACACAAACUUCAUCGUGCACCAAAGUUAAUUCUUGUCAUCGCUUGCGCGCGAAUCGCGAGCAGAAUUAGUGAUCCUCGUAGGAUACCGGUGCCGAAGUUAUCUUUUCGUGGUCACCUCGCGCAGAGGUGAUUACGCACGAUCCUCACUCAGCGGAUCGAUGCUCAGCUGCGUGAAAUAAUAGUCGAAACUAGAACGCACUGUGGCGACGGAGGGUGGAGCUUCAGAUAUGCGUGGACCUUUCAGGGAUAGAUGUUUUUAUAACGUAAAGCAACCGUGUCUGGUGACACCGCGUCUCUCCCACAGCGCUCAAAUUUUCGACGCAUGACGCGUCGUACAUACCGUCGCGUGAAACAAUACGCUCGGCGAUAACGAAGCCGUGGAGUUAAUCGAAGGACAUCGUUCUGUUGGAAUCACAAAACAAGUAUAGGUCUUUCCAAAGACUUUAGGACCUCGAUCGCAGAGACAGAGUUUCUGAAUGAACCCAUUGGUCUUUAAAUGUGUUUCGUUUCAUGAUAAACGCACGUAAUAAAAUUAUUUUUCUUUUCGAUUGAUAUUUGUUCGUAUUCUUAAUUAUAUUUGUAAGUAAAACUUAUAUUUCACACUGUUUUUGCACGCAACGGUAGCCUUCGACUGUACUGCUGUAGUUUGAUACGAUUUUGUUAUUUAGCGUUUAUCGCUGAUACUUAUAUAAUACCACCGCGUUUUUUACCACCGCGGAAAAUGCGCGGAACGGUGGAAAAGGUUUAUUUUUUAGAUGCUCCAAUAUAUUUUCUUGCAGUCUGCGAAUGGGUUGACGCAAGAAAAGAAAACCUGAGUCAUGUAGCUUCGUCUUGUAGCAUCGAAGGACGUUGCAUCAAUGGAAAUGAACAUCUCUCAUCGGUCGGUCUCUCAUGCUUCAUUUUUCGAGAGUGAGUCAUUGGAUCAUCUAUAAAUGUCAUUUACGUGCAAACGCGAUUAUAUGGGCAUACACUCUUUAAAAAAUUGCGGAGCGGUAUGUUAAUUUCGUUGCGGCCGAAUACUUAGAUAUCUUAUCAGACGACAACACGGAAACAGUAUCAAGUAAUUCUGAUGUUGAGUACAUAUUUUUAUAGACAUAUUUAUAUUAAAUAUAUACACAUGUAAUAAGUUACACAUUAAAAAAGAUUAACUUAUUAAUUUGUUAUAAUAUAUAUCUCGGAAAAAUAAUUAUGUAUUCCAAGAUAUAAAAAUCACUGUUUUGGGUGAUGAUUUUAUUCAUACAAAAUUUGAGUUUAACCAAUUGAAACUGUUCCCAUAUGUGUUGGUCUUGCAGCGUCUCACUGAUGUAUUAUGUGCUCUAUAGAAAGUGAAUUUAAGUAAAACGUUAUACUCUCCUUAGAAACAUGGCACAGAGAUACGAAAUACUGUAGUCUCAGUCUGUAAAAGUCGUGUGAACGUGCUGUUUGGCAUGGUAAAAAUGUACAUAAAUCGCGAAGAGUUAUCGAUAAUAAAGCAUUGAUUACACAUUUUAUACGUGGAUUUAGAUACACUGGAGCUCGUUGAGAAACCGAGUCGAUAAUGAAUUACGAGAUAAGAAACUCGAAUUACAAAGUUUUUAUUAUCGUACAAAAGAGAUCAAUGAGAUGAGCAAAAAUUAUCUUGCGGCGAAAAAGUAUCUUGAGGGGGGAGGAAGGAACCGACAAAAAUAACAAGUCGCACGAUGUGAAUUUUCACAGAUAUUUAUUAAACCCAUACUAGAGUGGUAUUCGUCAUAAAUAAGAAGUUCGCGGAUUAAAUAAAAACUGCUACCGAGGACGAUUUUCUAAAGCAUUAAACUAAAGCUCCUCUCGCUUGUGAGCUAAUACUUCAGAAAAUUCUUUACACGUUACGGCUUCUUUUAAUUUAAUCGAUGAGGAUGCGUCUCGAGAUGAGCAUGUACUCGCACUCGCAAAUAA